This is a messenger RNA of Gekko japonicus, 1310 nucleotides long. It is a transcript of the gene SAMSN1, whose product is annotated as SAM domain, SH3 domain and nuclear localization signals 1. Gene Ontology annotation, molecular function: protein binding. The record is from RefSeq and is a predicted model, not a curated record. Bases 62 to 1198 code for a protein of 378 amino acids. The transcript has 8 exons. Lineage: Eukaryota; Metazoa; Chordata; Lepidosauria; Squamata; Gekkonidae.
UCUGAGAACAGUCUACCAACUCUCCUCUGUAAACUUAUUUUGAAUAAAUCUGAUUUUUAAAAUGUUGAAGAGAAAACCUUCUAAUGCUUCAGAUAAGGAGAAAUCUCAAAAGCCAAAGCGAGCAAGCAGCUUUGGAAACUUUGACCAUAGCAGACAUCCAUCGUCAUCAAAACCAGAUGAUUCAUCUGAGAUUUGUGAAGUAGAGGCUGCAGGUGAUGGUAGAGAACCAGGACAAAAUAAAAUCACACAUAAUGGAGGAAGCCUUGGGAAGAAAAUGCGGGCAAUUUCCAUGACCAUGAAAAAAAAGAUGGGGAAAAAGUACAUCAAGGCACUUUCAGAAGAAAUGAAUGAGGAAGGAAAAGAAGAUUCCGGCUCUAAUAAAGACAGUGACCCUGGAGGAGGAUCAAACACUGAGAAAGCAUCUCUGAAAACCAGUGACUCCAUGGACAGUCUGUAUAGUCUUAAUAGUGGUCAGAGCUCAUCAAGUGGAGUAACUAGCUGCUCAGAUGGGACCGGCAACAGGGACAGCCUGAGGCUUGAUGACGAAGUCCCUUAUACAGGACCAUUCUGCGGCAAAGCCAAAGUGCACACAGACUUCACACCAAGUCCUUAUGACACAGACUCUCUCAAAAUAAAGAAAGGAGACAUUAUUGACAUCAUCUGCAAAACUCCUAUGGGCAUGUGGACAGGGCUCUUGAAUAACAAAGUGGGAAACUUCAAAUUUAUUUAUGUGGAUCUUAUUGAACAAGAAGAAGAAUCUGCAUCCAGAAAGAUAAAGCCACGCAAGAGAAGUAAAAGGGCCAAGCCUAAAUCUCUUCAGGAACUCUUGGAACGACUCCAUCUCCAGGACUACAUAUCAACUCUCUUGCUAAAUGGCUAUGAGAAACUGGAAGAUUUAAAAGAUCUAAAAGAGUGCCAUUUGAUUGAGCUAAGGAUUGAAAACCAAGAAGACAGAAUGAGAUUGCUCUCUGCUAUUGAAAGCCUGCCGGACUAUGAAAAUGAACAAGACCAAGACACUGAGCAAGUACCACAGACCUUAAGCCCUGACCUUGGCUUUAACAAGUCACAGUUGAGUGACUGUCCAAGAGACUCUGGCUGUUACACUUCAUCGGAAAAUUCAGAUACCAGCAAAGAUGACCCAGAUACAGAGAACCUCUGUGCCCUGGUGCAUGCAGUCACCAUCACUGAGUCAAACUAAAUGGGCUCACAUUUCUACAGGAAUGAUUCACGCUGAGUUUGCAGCUUUGCAAACACCCUGAACUUAUCUGUUAGCAUGCAAAUAAUAGAAAGUAAAGUUCAUUAUCAAUCAA